AAAGAGCACAGAGCCUAUGGUCAUCACUGACUUACCUGAAGAACACUUCACAUUUACUGACAGCUGCCUCUCUCUAUCUGUGAGCAUCCUUCCCUCCAGACGUUCCUUAGCUUUCAUCAUGAAGACUCUACUGAUCCUCUCUAUUAUCCUCUGUGCUGCUCUGUCCGUAAGGGCUGCAACAGAGGUGGAUGUUGACACUACUGUUUCUGACCAAGCAGCUGCUCUACCUCAAGCUCGUUUCCAGUUUUGCCUUGAUGGUUGGCUCCAUUUCCGUGGUAAAUGCUACUACUUACACAACAACCCUGACACCUGGACAAAUGCUGAGAGGUACUGUGGUAACUACGGUGGCAGCCUGGCCUCAGUCCACAACAUAUGGGAGUAUAAUUUCCUCCAGGGUACGGUCAAGAACGGCGGGCACACUUUUGCCUGGAUCGGAGGUUACUUCUUCCAGGAUGACUGGAGAUGGGAAGACGGCUCAUUGUUUGACUAUCACAACUGGGAAACAGCGGCCUCCAGUGACCAUUACCAGUGCCUACAGCUCAACUCUCAAGGGUCAAAAGGCUGGUCCAAUCAUGGCUGCAGCAUGCCCUUCCCAUUCGUCUGUCAGGUGAAGCCAGAUUGCUAGUCAUGAUUCUACAGAUAAUUCUGAAGCUGCUGUUUGUUCAUAAGAAGACUACAUGUUGCCGUCAUACUUACACAUGUUGGACCAAAAUCAUGCAUAUGUAGCACAAAUCUCAGCACAACUAAAUUCAAAUAUGAAGUA
Messenger RNA from Dicentrarchus labrax (European seabass), 763 nucleotides. Its product is annotated as ladderlectin-like. The record is from RefSeq and is a predicted model, not a curated record. Lineage: Eukaryota; Metazoa; Chordata; Actinopteri; Moronidae. The transcript has 7 exons. The coding region runs from base 17 to 625 and encodes 202 amino acids. Gene Ontology annotation, molecular function: signaling receptor activity.